AUGUCCUCAGACGAAGAUUCCGCCGACAAUAGACCUAGGCGGUCGAGAGACAACAAGAAACGACGUGUUGCGCGAGCCUGCGAUAUCUGUAGACGGCGCAAGGUUCGCUGUGAUGGAGAACAAAUUCCUGGGCGCAAAUGUGCCAACUGCGCCGCUGCCAACCUCCAGUGUUCCUAUGUACAAGCCAUGAAGAAAUAUCCGGAAGGAUAUGUUGAAGCGCUUGAACAGAAACUAGAGAAGGUCGACAAACUCCUUAAGCGCUUGCACCCCAACGAUGACUUCGCGCGCGAGAUAGGCGUGCCCAUAACGCGGGAUAACUGGAUGAACGAGGGCGUGCUCGGUGAUCCAGAUGGCCUUGCACACAUUACCCCUGGCGAUAGGGAGAUAUACGACCCUUCCGACGACGACGAGGACACGGCCAUCAAGCUGUAUGACCUGACCCACAGUAUGAAGAACAUGUCCCUGGGUGUCCACGUCGGCGCGUUCAGAGGGAAGUCUUCGACGGCCACGAUGGUCGAGGCCGCGUUUGCCCUGAAGAGCAAUGAUCCCUCCAAAACCGAUCACCCAUUCGUCAGGAUACGACGGCCAGAGUUUUGGGCUGUUCUUCCCUUCGAACGCGAGCUUCUAGAACGACAGUCAUCACCGUUUGAGUUUCCCGAAGACGACCUACUAUGGCAUCUCGUUGACUGUUACUUCACCCACCUGAACGUGAUCACUCCCAUCCUUCACCGCCCUUCCUUCGAAAAGCAGGUCCGUGAGGGUCUUCACCUGAGGGAAGAGGCUUUUGGCGCCGUCGUCCUCUCGGUCUGCGCUAACGGUGCAAGGAUAUCCGAUGAUCGUCGUGUUCUCACAGACGAGGGGAAGAAUUGGUAUUCGGCUGGUUGGGCUUGGUUCUCCCAGGUCCGCAUGACGCAAAAGGCGCUUCUGUCAUCUUCCCGGCUAUACGACCUUCAGGUACUCUGCCUGACCGUCAUUUACCUUCACGGCGGUUCGAUAACGUCGCGCGGGUGGAAUAUCGCUGGUAUUGGGCUGCGGUUGGCGCAGGAUAUCGGCGCCCACAGAAAGAAGGUUUAUGGCGACGCGCCGACGGCGGAGGACGAGCUUUUCAAACGUGCUUUUUGGGUGCUUAUCUGGAUGGAUAGGUGGAUGAGUGCACUUCAGGGUCGUACUUGCGCGUUGUUGGAUGACGACCACUAUCUUAGCUUUGACGUGGACUUGCCCGCGGAUUGCGACGACGAGAUGUGGGAUCACCCUGAUCCCGCGCAGAGGUUCAAGCAGCCCCCUGGCAAGCCCUCUCAGCUCGCGUACUUCGUUGCUUCGGCAAAACAGUGCCAAAUACUCGGCUCGGCGCUGAGCACGAUUUACGCCAGUGGGAAAGCUCGGGCGCGCACGGGUGCGUACGGGCCCGACUGGGAGCAACGCACGGUGGCCGACUUCGAUGCGAGGAUGAACGAGUGGGCAGACUCACUACCCGAACAUUUGCGGUGGAAGUCCACGCAGCAGAACACGGUCUUUCUCAUGCAAUCAGCGCACCUCCACGCUCAGUUCUACCACCUUCAGAUUCUCGUUCACCGACCAUUCAUCUCUUCUCGCAAAGAGGCGCCUCUUGGAUUCCGUUCUCUCGCCGUCUGCAUCAACGCCGCACGGUCUUGCUCUCGGCUGGUUGCAUCUUUCCGCGAGCGUGUACCGGCGGAUCUCUGUCCCUACCUGCAGGUGCCCGCCUUUACCGCGGGUGUGAUGCUUCUACUCGGUAUCUGGAACAUAGAGCGCACGGGUAUCACUAUGGACCAAGGAAAGGAGACCCAGGCCGUGUACAACUGCGUUGCGCUUCUCAAGGACAUCGAAGCCCGAUGGCAGGCCGCGGGACGUCUUUGGGAUGUACUCUCUUCUCUUGUCGCCGCCGGUGGUGCACUCCCCGACUCGCUUCCAAUCCCCGCUCCGACGCUUAAGCGGCCUCGCGAGCCCGUGGCGGCCGAAUUCGAAUCUGGCGCCCUUCCCGACGAGUAUGCUAGUCCUUCCGGCUCUGCUACGAGCGGUGGACAAACCAGUGCUGCGACGGGAACCGGCUAUUCGUCAUCUCCUUUCUCGGACGCGCACUCCGGCCUUGACAUCUCGGGCCACCGACAAGACCUGCAGAGCCUCGACAUGACCGGCCCAGCAGCAAGCUCUGCAGAUCUCUCGUACACGUUUGGGGCGCUCCCCGUUCGCAGCCACGAGCUUGGGCACGUAGCCGCGGAUGACCCAAUAUGGGCGAUAUCAAAUAGUUCGUUCGAGCCCUCCUUUGGUUCGGGGGAGCCCUUGCCACUUGCGUCCCUGCAUCAGCAGGUGGACGCUGUAUCGUCUUUGGCAAACAUAGACAAGUUGCCCUCUAUAGCGCGUCGUGUCACCGGACAGUACUACCCCGAUCAAGUGCGACCGGCGUCGAGCUAUGAGCGAACAGGCGUUGGCUCAAGCUACUCGCAAACGUCUCCUGGGUAUGGGCAGAGGCAAGGCGCGAUGUUUGAUCAAAGUGGUUCCAGCAGUGGAUACUACGCGACGGGCCUGCAACCACAGGACGCGUCCGUCGGAGUCUACGAGAACUACGACUACGUUGCGACUUCCGGCACUGGAACUUCAUAUGGCCAGAGCUUCCCCGCGGACAGAGGGAUCCCGUCCUUGCAGGCAGGGUACGCGCCCAUAUACGACGCGCGCGCUGGGAGCUCGGCCGUACCGCCCGAGUGGCGACGACUGAGUUCGGGUGCUGUCAUCGCUGGCCCUCCUGCUGUCGUCCCCUCGGACUCGUAUGGCUGGUACGAUCAGCCGAACCCCGUUCCUCGACGCGUUCCGAGCCAUUCUUCCUUGUCGCAACAAUACGUCAACCCUCCUAUGACCGUACCCUCACACACGCACGGCAUGUGGAACGGUGCUGGACACUGA
Messenger RNA from Peniophora sp. CBMAI 1063, 2916 nucleotides. The record is from the annotation of a GenBank genome assembly. NCBI's taxonomy places the organism in Eukaryota, Fungi, Basidiomycota, Agaricomycetes, Russulales, Peniophoraceae.